AUGGAACAGCCCAAGAUCCGGAACAUCCCCAGCUACGGCAGACGAGGAAUCAUCACUCUCCCCAAUAAAUCACAUCAUGUCAUACAGGAGCCGGACAUGAAAAAGGAAGCUUCUUUCAAUCAAAAGGUGUUCAACUUAUCUCUUGCUCUGUCACAAAGCCGCAUAAAUGAUGCGACGGAGUUGCGCUGCAUGGUGUUGGACCUUGAUGGGUCUGUCAAAGAAUCUGAAACUCGAGGAACUAGGAAUGACCUUGCUAAGCAGUGGGGAUUAGAUGGUCGCGAUCUGCGCAAUGUGGAUCUUGUCUCGGAGGGAAUCCCGCACUUGUUGGUCCGUCCGUCUGUCAUCUUUAUCAGCAUGUUCACUUUACGACUCCUGGUCCGUUCACAUGGAGUACUUCUUUUCCUUCUCCCAAUUGAGGACUGCCACGUGAAAGUGCAGGAUGUCUUUAUGACAGAUCUCCAGAGCAGGCUCCGACCUGGUCCAGGCUCUGGCCUUUUAGCAAAGCUCCCAUUUGAGAUACGUGUAGUGGAUGCAGCGCUUGCCUCUGUCAUUGCCACUCUUGAAGCCGAGCAUGUUCUUAUCCGCCGAGAAGUCGAAGACAGCUUGCGGGAUUCAACAAGAGAAGACGUUGUUUACUCUGUUCUCCGCGGGUUGCAGGAUCACAGGAAAAGGCUCGUGGCCAUUCAGCAGCGUGCCCGCCAGUUCCGCUCGGCGCUACGGGAAAUUCUUGAAAAUGAUGAAGAUAUGGCGACCAUGUUCUUGACGGAUCGGCAGGCAGGUCGACCACAUGAGGUAGAGGAUCACCUAGAAGUGGAAUAUCUCCUCGAGGCAUAUUACAAGAACACAGACGCGAUUGCGGAGUCUGCAAGUGCUUUAGUGGGUGAUUUGGAGCGCACGACGGAAUCUAUUCAGUCCAUCUUGGAUGUGCGACGAAAUCAGAUCCUGGUUUUCGAGGCUCAACUGGAGAUCUGCAUGUUGGGAUUCGCUGUGUCAACCUUUGUGGCGGGCCUGUUUGGAAUGAACGUGGCGAACUUCUUUGAAGAGACUCGAACAACCGCAAUCAUGCCUGAGGAUAACUACGGCAACGAGUACUCUUACAAGAGCUCUGGUGAAAACAGCCAGGGUAAUCACUACUGCUCCCGUGACUACGGCUCCGGGGCAUCGAACUCCAACUCUUACCAUUACUCCAACCAGGAUGGUUCCUACUACUACUCGAACUCCGAUGGCAGCAAGUACUACAACAGCGGCAAGGGCGAUGCUGUGUACACCCCUCCCUCUGCCCCAGCGAACUCGUCUCAGAACUCUGGCAACUCUGGAAAGUCUGGAAAGUAA
Messenger RNA from Penicillium samsonianum, 1332 nucleotides. Its product is annotated as CorA family magnesium transporter. The transcript has 4 exons. Gene Ontology annotation, biological process: mitochondrial magnesium ion transmembrane transport. Gene Ontology annotation, molecular function: magnesium ion transmembrane transporter activity. Gene Ontology annotation, cellular component: mitochondrial inner membrane. Lineage: Eukaryota; Fungi; Ascomycota; Eurotiomycetes; Eurotiales; Aspergillaceae. Bases 1 to 1332 code for a protein of 443 amino acids. The record is from RefSeq and is a predicted model, not a curated record.